Pseudozyma hubeiensis SY62 is the source of this 3903-nucleotide messenger RNA. RefSeq lists its product as hypothetical. The transcript has a single exon. The record is from RefSeq and is a predicted model, not a curated record. The coding region runs from base 1 to 3903 and encodes 1300 amino acids. Lineage: Eukaryota; Fungi; Basidiomycota; Ustilaginomycetes; Ustilaginales; Ustilaginaceae. Gene Ontology annotation, molecular function: GTPase binding.
AUGUCCGCUGCCAACGAUGCGCCGGUGCACGCACCCAGCUCGGUGCCGCCAGCGAGUCCACCUCUCCAUGUCGAGCUGAACCAGCCCAACGGCAGUGGUGCCUCCGCUGCCGCCGACUUGGAUCUCAGCGUAGUGCAGGAUCCCAUCUUAGAGCUUUGUCCCUCUCUCGAUAUCCUCAGACGCAUCGUUCGCUCCUCUUCCGUCGAACCACCUCUCAAACGCGCCAAGCUCAGUCGCGCUCUGCUCCGUGCUGCUAGCAAUGGAGACACCGACAUGCUCUCUUGGCUGCUCGAUUCCCGAGCAGAAGCGCGCCAAAUCAUUUCCCAUGCUACCCCGGGCUCCAACGGGAGGUCCAAGAUCGACUUCGAUCAGAUUCGCGACGAAGAAGGUACGGGUCCCGUUGUGCUAGCCACCUGCGCUGGCCAUAUCGAUGCCGUCACCAUGCUCGUCAUCAACGGAGCGGAGAUCGACGAACGCGACGCUUGCGGCUGGACCCCUCUCAUGUGGGCCAUCAACAGCUCCAACUUGCCUCUUGCCAGCUUCUUGCUCAGCCGUGGCGCAAAUGUUGACGCAAAGAGCACCAAGGGCACUACAUGCGAGGACUUCAUCCUCUCAGCUGCUCCCGAGGCCGCAUUCUCCACGCCCGCCGGUGCAGAGCAGGCUGUUACGGCGUCCUCGUCCAAGUCGGCUCCUACCGAGCAGCAAGCCAUCGCAGACCUCAUCUACGAACAUCAGCGGUACGUCUCGGUCCAGCAGUCGGCUGCACAGCGCCUCAACAGUCUCUUCCUCGACAACUCGCCCGACCGCCAACAAUCGCCUUCGCUGGCAGAUAGCGACCGACAAAGCAACUCUGCCAGCCCAACGCGGUCAUCUCGGCCUUCGACCUCGGCGUCUCCGACAAAGGCCUUCAGGCCUGGCCAUUCGAGAACCGGCUCGCAACUCACCCAGCGCAGGCUCGUCGGACGCUACGAGCGUGCACACCUUGCAGAGCAAAAGAAUCGACAGAAGGAGCUCAGCGAUACCCGCAAGAGCGCUCUCGCCGACAUUGCCACGCUUCUCGAACUAGAUCUCUACGCACUCAUAGGAGAGCCGAGCGGGACCGAGGUUCCCUUCAGCCCGCAUGCCGACGAACGUGCAGGGCCCUCUGCCACCUUUGCACGUCGCAGAAGGAGAGGAGCAGCAAAGACGGUGCAUUCCGAUCUUGCUUCUGGCUGUGGAGCUGCUGAAGUUGGCGCCGACCUUCUUUCGGUCGAAUUCGAUUGGAAAAGGGUCCGCAACGACCAGAUGCUCGUAUUUGGUUCCAACGAUAUAGAGCCGUUGCUUGGCAUGCUCAUCACCAACAUCAAGCCCGUCCGUGCUCCCUGGACCUCGCGCGCCGCACCCGCCAACGUCCUCUUCCUCUGUGCCCGAUAUGCCUGCUUCCUGCAAGACGAAGACCUGCUCGAGGAGCUUUUCCUUGGCGCUAUCGACCGCAUCGAAGGUUCCAUCUAUUCGCACCCCACCGACAUGACCUACCUCGCUUUUUGGCUCUCCAACUGCUGCUUACUCUACUACUACAUGGACAAGGAUCGUACACUUCGCAAGUCGAGCUCCGUCAAAGAGUAUCGUAGCUUGUUAGCCGAUCUGCUGAACGAGAUCUUUGUUUUCAUCAUCAGAGACGCAGAAAGGAGGAUAGACAAGGUGCUGGAUGCGGCCAUGUUGGAUCACGAAGCUAUUCCUGGAUUCGAUGAGGUUCGCUUCGAAGGCGAAUGGAAAUUCAUGAAGACUUUGGCGGGUAGUGUCAAGGGGAUCAGUCAGGGGGGCUCGCUGGGGCAAGGCAUGUCUUCGAGUCCCAGCAAGGCUUCGCUCAGUCAGCUCUUUGGUUCUGGUCGAAGGGAAGACGUUCCUUCACCGAGCAAUCCCGGAACAAACACACCAGAAUCGACGCGGCUGUCGUCUUCGCCUUCCAUUGGAAACGGUCGUCCAUCCAAUCCAUUUGGUCCGGCGACCAUCGGCCAUUCCGGAUUCCGCACUGCGGGCGCCGGCGGAGGCGGCGAAGGCUCUCCGCGCAAAGGAGCUCUCGGCGACUCUUUCCGCGCCAUACGCGAGGUCUCUUACAACGCCUCUGCGACCGACCUGCUCAAUGCACCCUCACCACGAACCAUCACCUCGCUGCUUUCGUCGACACUUCAAGUGCUGCAGUUCUACGAGAUCAAUCCAGCCAUCAUCAUCCAGGCUCUAUCGCAGGUCUUCUUCUGGGUCGGCUGCGAGCUGUUCAACCGCGUCAUCUCCCGCAAGCGCUACGUGUGCCGAUCUCGCGCCAUUCAGAUCCGAAUGAACGUCAGCGCGCUCGAGGACUGGGCACGUUCCAACGCACUUCCACUCGGCAUCGUACAUGCUCAUCUCUCGCCGCUGCUUCAGCUGAUAUCUUGGUUGCAGUGCCAGAGCUCGUUGCAAGAGUUCGACGGCCUGAUCGCGACUAUGCAAGGGUUGAAGGCGCUGACACCGGUUCAGAUGAAGAGGGUUGUCAAGGACUAUCGAUACGAAGUGGGAGAGACGAGGAUGAGCGAAGAGUGUCUGCAGUAUUUGGAUCAGUUGAUACUGGAUUGGAAGAGGAGGCAGGACGAUCAGAUCAGACAGGCUAAGGAGGAGGCGAGGGCGGUACAGCAGAGGAAGAAGAAGGUGAAGAAGCAGACUUCGCAUCAUCAGAGAUCGGGUACGGCGAAACAGGAGGAUUACACGACAGAUGUGCCACAGACGCUCUCGCUCGAUCAGGAGUCGCUGGACGUGGAGGAGGAUGACAGCGACGGAGAGGGGGAGGAUUUGGCUCCGGCGGAUGCGAUCGAUGGUCAAGCCGACGCCAGCAUCAACAGCAACGGUACGGCCAAGCUCACGAGCACACACGAUGACGGACUGCUCACAGUGGCAGAGGCAACCGCACGUUCGGCUCAGGCCAUGAUCGAUGGACUCUUUGCACCGGGCAAAGGUAUGACGGAUUACGUUCCACCGUGGACUGCUUCGGGCCCUCCGCUGGGCUUGCACGACGACACAGGGUCUGCGGCCGGAAGUGUUCCGCCUUCGCCGGCCAAGGAAGACGGUCUGUUGAACAGCCGAGAGAUGCUGCCUUUCGCUUUGCCUUCUCGACGCAAUGCGCUCAUCGUUACCCCCGGCGAUGCGUUCGGAUUUGGAAGGGGACACUUUACCGGCACGGGCACGCCGUCGGUGCGAAGCGUCAAUGGCGAUUCUGAAUCGAGCAACCCUGGCUCUGCAGCAAGUUCGCGUCGUUCUUCCAUCGCUUCUAGUUCUUCUCUCCGAAAUCAUCGUUCCGAGGAUGAGGGUGAUGAUACCGCUGGUUUGGUCAUGGGGGACUUGGUCGCGCAAGAUGAAGAGAUGGCGAGCGAGACGUCGUCGCACACGGAUGCGAGCAACGUCAGUCGAGCGAGUAGCCUGUUUCCUUCGGGUCAAGGGUUUGCAGCGGGCGGAUACUGGUCCCCCGUACCUCUGCUUCCGGAUGGAAUGCUUGAUCGGAUCGAUGCAAUGCUGAAAGCCGCAGCUGCACUGUUGCCUACGCAAGGCGACAGAUCGAAGAACAUCCUGUUGGCAGACCAUGCAUCGGACGAAUACCUCCCGCUCAAAAUAGCCUCUCCGACUUUCGACGGCGGUGGUUUCGACGUCGGCGGCGGAAUGCCAAAGUCGAGCAGGAUCAUCAUUCCACGCAGGGAAGACUCGAUCCUCCAAUCGCCCAAGAAGGAAGCCAUCGCGAGGCUACCCGGCUCAACAGGCGAUACGAGCUGGGACGCCGAUGAGUUUGGGACGCGGAUGCAGCUGUCGCUGCCUCAGGGUUUCAAUGGCGAUUCGGAGGAAGACGUCAAGACUCCGGGACCGUACAGGAAGGACACAUUGAAGGCUUCGCUCUUUGGCUAA